AUGAAAGUGAAUGUGGAAUUUGCGCCGUUGCUGCUCCUUUUCUUCAGUCUUUCUCUGUGUGAAAUGGCAUAUAUUUCCGAAGAGGAUGAUUUAGACUUGGAAAGACAGGUCAGGACUAUGAACAAGCCAUCCAUCAAGACCUUUUUGACUAAAGAAGGAGACACAAUUGACUGUGUUGAUAUAAAUAAACAACCGGCACUCGAUCAUCCUCUACUGAAGGAUCACAAGGUUCAGGUGGUAUCUCUAAGGGACAACAUGAUAGAAAAUAUUAAAUAUGGAGGAGGUGGAGAUGUGACAGUCUACAAUCUAACGGUUGCUCAUGAUCAAUUCAGUGCACAUAAUAUGUGGAUUGAAACUGGUCCCCCAGAGCAUGUUAGCAUGAUCGCAUUUGGUUGGAUGGUGGAUAGGGGAAUAAUUAUUGGUAAUCCAGUAGGUCCUACUUCAACUUAUGGUGGAAGUCAAUAUGAGAUUGUAAUCCAUAUCCAGCAGGAUAAAAUUACUGGGAAUUGGUGGUUGCUUUUAACCUAUAAAGCAAUUAAAGUAGGCUACUGGCCAAAGGAACUAUUCCGGUACUUGCGCAACGGCUCACUACACACAGCUUGGGGAGGAAUUGGCAUGGCUGGAAGCAAUGGAUUCUGUCCACCGAUGGGAAGUGGCCACAGGCCUGACGGUACAAUCGACCAUGCUACCGUCUUUCGACAACUCCAUUGGGUUCGAUCGGAUGGCAAAUCCCUACCUCCGGAUAAGACGACGACGUGGGUGGACAGAUCCAAUGUUUAUGAUUUGAUGAACCAUCGCCGUACUAUACUUUAUUCUGGCUACAUGAUUAGCUUUGGAGGUCCAGGAGGUUAUUGCAAGGUAUAG
Molecule: messenger RNA, 864 nt
Organism: Eucalyptus grandis
Lineage: Eukaryota; Viridiplantae; Streptophyta; Magnoliopsida; Myrtales; Myrtaceae
Exons: 5
Coding region: 1-864 (287 amino acids)
Source: RefSeq, a predicted model, not a curated record